Scophthalmus maximus (turbot) is the source of this 1034-nucleotide messenger RNA. Its product is annotated as extracellular superoxide dismutase [Cu-Zn]. The transcript has 2 exons. The record is from RefSeq and is a predicted model, not a curated record. Bases 144 to 803 code for a protein of 219 amino acids. Lineage: Eukaryota; Metazoa; Chordata; Actinopteri; Pleuronectiformes; Scophthalmidae. Gene Ontology annotation, biological process: removal of superoxide radicals. Gene Ontology annotation, molecular function: superoxide dismutase activity; copper ion binding.
CCUGUGGAGAUCCGCUCCACCCCCAGCAAGGCGACGCCUCCUGACUCGCUUAUACAAGACCUUCGUGAAACAUAUGCAGACUAUAAAGACGAACCCGAACACUCUCAACUCAUCCAGCCGUUUCCUUUUUUCAGCUGCUGGCCAUGCGUCCACGCAGGUCAAUGAGUCUAUUGGAGGCUGCCCUGUUGCUUCUGCUGGCAGGCAGUCAACAAUGUGCCUCAGCAGCAGCCGACCUUAAGAUUUUGGCUCCGCCAGAGGUCUCGAUGUACAAUGGCACUAUGUAUGCAGCCUGCAAAAUCCGACCCAUCACCUCACUACCCGGGGCUCUACCCAAAGUGUACGGCCUUGUGCUGUUCAGACAGGAUCACCCUCAUGGGAAACUCGAAAUCCUUUUCCGGCUCAACGGUUUCCCCAAAGAUGUCAGCCCAGAGCCUCAAAGAGCGGUGCACAUCCAUCAGUACGGGGACCCAAGCCAGGAAUGUAACUCCACCGGUGGCCACUACAAUCCGCAUUCCGAACAUCAUCCAAACCACCCGGGAGACUUUGGCAACUUUAAGCCCCAGGAAGGGAAAAUCUAUACUCUAAUAGAAUCUGAGGCGACGCUAUUCGGAGGGCUGUCCGUGAUUGGGAGAGCAGUGGUGGUCCACGAAAAGAUGGAUGACCUGGGCCUUGGUGGAGACGCUGGGAGCCUGCUGCACGGAAACGCAGGCCGGAGGCUCGGCUGUUGCAUUAUUGGAGUUUUCCCUCCCAGUCCCUGGAAUAUGUAUCAUAAGCAGUAUAUCAGUCAGCUGAAGAGAAAUUAGACCAGAGCUAUACAGUAUACUGAGUUGAUAGAUGCUUCUGUGUCUGACUUUCAAGUAUAGUUUAAAAUAACUGUCCAGCCUACUUCUUUUUGGGGGACCAUGAAUAUGUAAUGUUAAGUGUUAAACUUGAUUUUCAGGGUAGUGUAACACAAUAUAUCAAAUCCUGAUCCAACGUGGUCCAUCUCAUUUUGGUUUGCAAGCAUACUUCAAAAAAUAAAAAACCCAAACAAA